CAGAUGUUGCAAGUGAUGAGGUUUGCUGUAGAGGAAAUUAACAACUCAACCUCCAUCUUGCCUGAUGUGUUCCUUGGCUAUGAGAUCUUUGACCAUUGCUCAGACACACAGAAUUUCCCAUCAGUCUUUGAUUUCCUCUCCAGAAAUAGGUCUGUUGAAGUUCCUCUUAACUUUAAUGAAUAUGAGCCUAAAGUUGUGUCUGUGCUUGGCCCGUUUGGAAGCACUCAAACUAUUACCAUUGCACCAUUUUUCAUGAUGGACCUUCUUCCAAUGGUAAAUUAUGGAUCAGCAAGCUCCAGUUUAAGUGAUAAAAAUGUAUAUCCAUCCUUCCUACGAACGGUAACCAGCAACAGAGGUCAAGUACAGCUCAUCAUUCGCAUUUUACAGAGGUUCAACUGGACCUGGAUCGCAUUCAUAAGCUGCGACAAUGAUUACAGUCGAGAUGCCCUUCAACUCUUCAUUGAUGGCAUAAGAAAGACCAGCAUCUGCUUGGCUUACCAGGAUGAACUCACAAAAGAUUCAAAACACAACGUCACAUUUCGCAACAUACAAAUAUUACAAAUACGUGUCAUCAUAGUUUACACUUUGCAUGCAUAUGCAGUUUCAUUCAUCGAAUCAGCCAUAAAGAACAAUGUACAAGACCAGGUAUGGAUUGCAAGUGAUGCCUGGUCUUUGAGUAAAGAAAUUAAAUCUCUCAAUGGACUCAGCAGCAUUGGUACUAUUAUUGGAACAACAGAAAAGGUUGUGAGCUUACCUGGGUUUACAGAAUUUGUCUACAAAUCUCAGGACCACAGUAAACCCAUCGAAUGCAAAGACAGAAAACUCCAAGAUUUUACAGCAACCUGUAAUCAAGCUUGCUAUAACUGCUCUUACAUCGACCCAAUCAAAAUAAUUACUGAAGAUCCAUCUUAUAACUUUGCCAUUUACUCUGCAGUUUAUGUUGUGGCAAAAGCCUUGCAUAACUUACUACAGUGUGGCUCGAAAGGAUGCAAUAAGGCUGAACGGGUGUACCCAUACAAGCUUUUCAGAGAAAUAAAAAAGUCAGAUUUCAAGCUACUAAAUCAGCAAAUAAAGUUUGACGAAAAUGGAGACCCUCCCGCGAGGUACAACAUAGUGUUCUGGAACCUGCGCUCCUCUCCCCCCUUUCAACAUAUCGGAUCAUUUGACACAGAGCCGACUGUGCAUUUCAGUAUUAAUGAGUCUCUCAUUCACUGGUACACCAAUGGAACAAUUCCUGUAUCACAGUGCUCUGAGGAGUGUGAAAUAGGCUCUGCUAGGAGACCAUAUAGAAUAUAUAAGUGCUGCUUUCUGUGUGAUGUCUGCCCAAAUGGCACCUAUGUCAAUCAUUCAGCUGAUCCGUACAGUUGCCUCCCGUGUAAGAAGAAUGAAUGGUCUGACCCAGGGAGCUCUUCAUGUACAGAGCGUUCUGUGGAGUAUGUUCACAUCACGGAGCCUCUGUCAGUCCUGCUCAUGCUCUCUGUCAGCUUCAUGCUCUUUCUUGCAGCAGCCAUCGCCAUCCUCUUCGCCCGUAACUACAGCACCCCAGUUGUGAGGUCUGCGGGGGGUAAAAUGUGUUUCCUCAUGCUGGGCUGUUUGAGCGGUUCAGGUUUCAGUGUGUUCUUCUAUUUUGGCAUCCCGAACCAAAUCAAAUGUUUGUUGAGAAGCACAUUUUUCACUCUGUGUUACACUGUCUGUCUGUCUUGCCUCACCGUCCGAUCCUUCCAGAUAGUCUGCAUCUUCAAAAUGGCUGCCAAGCUACCCAAAGCACAUGCCUGGUGGGUCAAGUACAAUGGACAGUGGAUAUUCAUAGCAGUGGCCUCUACUGUCCAGUUCAUUCUUUGUGCACUCAGUGCUCCUAGACCCUUCAAUGACACAGUGACCUUCAAAGACCAAAUAAUAUUGAACUGUGAUGUAGAAAGUCUGAUCCUACCUAGCAUUGCUGUGUUAUUUGCUGGCUUUCUUGGUUUUUUGUGCUUUACCUUCUCAUACAUGGGAACUGACCUCCCCAAAAACUACAAUGAGGCCAAAUCUAUUACAUUUAGUGUGCUGCUGUUUUAUCUUUCAUGGAUUUCCUAUUUCACUAUUUACUUUCUUUACAAAGGCACCUAUUUGCCCAUAUUUAAUGCAUUUUCAAUGCUGACCAGUUCAUACGGAAUUCUCUUGAGUUAUUUUGUCCCAAAGUCGUAUGUCAUUCUUUUCAAGCCUGAGAAAAACACACAAGCACACUUUCAGUCUUGUAUUCAGGAUUAUACCCAAAAGAUCAGCAGGAUGUAG
This is a messenger RNA of Anguilla anguilla (European eel), 2274 nucleotides long. Its product is annotated as taste receptor type 1 member 1-like. NCBI's taxonomy places the organism in Eukaryota, Metazoa, Chordata, Actinopteri, Anguilliformes, Anguillidae. The transcript has 5 exons. The record is from RefSeq and is a predicted model, not a curated record. Gene Ontology annotation, molecular function: G protein-coupled receptor activity. Bases 4 to 2274 code for a protein of 756 amino acids. Gene Ontology annotation, cellular component: membrane. Gene Ontology annotation, biological process: G protein-coupled receptor signaling pathway.